Ziziphus jujuba (common jujube) is the source of this 771-nucleotide messenger RNA. RefSeq names its product large ribosomal subunit protein eL32z. Bases 152 to 553 code for a protein of 133 amino acids. Lineage: Eukaryota; Viridiplantae; Streptophyta; Magnoliopsida; Rosales; Rhamnaceae. Gene Ontology annotation, biological process: translation. The transcript is spliced from 4 exons. Gene Ontology annotation, molecular function: structural constituent of ribosome. The record is from RefSeq and is a predicted model, not a curated record. Gene Ontology annotation, cellular component: cytosolic large ribosomal subunit; ribosome.
UGAUUCGCUUAUCAUUCGGUGUGGCGCGAGACAGUUGAUUCUUACUCCUUACGAUAUAUAAUGUACUCAGAAACCCUAGCCUGCUUUCCUUUGUCCUCCAAAACCGGCUCUCGUUGGGAUUCACUGGACCGUCGUAGCUGCGAGCAGAAAAAUGGCUGUUCCUCUGCUUAGCAAGAAGAUAGUGAAGAAGCGUGUCAAGCAGUUCAAAAGGCCCCAAAGUGACCGCAAGAUAUCUGUGAAGACAAACUGGCGCAGGCCCAAGGGUAUUGAUUCCCGUGUGAGGAGGAAGUUUAAAGGAUGUACUCUGAUGCCCAAUAUUGGUUAUGGCUCAGACAAGAAGACUCGACACUAUCUCCCAAAUGGAUUUAAGAAAUUUGUUGUGCAUAACAUCAAGGAACUGGAACUUUUAAUGAUGCACAACAGGACUUACUGUGCUGAGAUAGCACAUAAUGUUUCAACCAAGAAGAGAAAGGAGAUUGUUGAGCGUGCAGCACAGUUGGAUGUUGUUGUUACCAACAAACUGGCCAGGUUGCGUAGCCAGGAGGAUGAGUGAGAACUAAAUUUGUGCUUGCCUUGUUUAAUUAAUUUGCUUGUUUACAUUCCCACCGUCUUUAGUAGUUUCAGCGCAUUUGAAGAUAGAUUCAAAAUUUUGCUGUCGUUUUUAAUUUUGGAUUAAAUGGUUGUCGAUCUUUUUUUUUUUUUUUUUUUUCCCUUUCACUACGUACUAACUAUAUUUGAUGCGUUCAAUCCAUGGAAUGCGUUUAUUGCUUA